Dimorphilus gyrociliatus is the source of this 1953-nucleotide messenger RNA. Lineage: Eukaryota; Metazoa; Annelida; Polychaeta; Dinophilidae. The record is from the annotation of a GenBank genome assembly.
GAUAUAUAGUUCGACCUUAUGUAUUCAUCCGCGAGUUGGCAAAUUGAAAGUACUUAAUAAUAUAGCAUUCUUUUUAUUUUUAUGUUCUAAUAAUGAUAGUUCUCGAAAAUGAAGAUCACGUUUUGGGUGAUUCUUCCAUUCUGUUUAGGCCAAGUGUUGAAUUAUUUCAAUGCUUUUCAAGGAAAUAAACAUGGUCCGUUUGAGCGAAAAUACAACAGUUUUUCAGAAACUGAAAGAUUGAAGAUGGUAAACAAAUCCAGAAAUAUGUUUUAUUUUGCUUACAAUAAUUAUAUGGAUCAUGCCUUUCCUCUUGAUGAAUUAGACCCGAUACAUUGCAAAGGUCGAGGACCAGAUAGAGAGCACCCAGAGAAUAUAAACAUAAAUGAUGUGCUAGGCGAUUACUCACUAACUUUAAUAGAGUCUUUAGGUACUUUAGCUGUAAUGGGCAACGCCUCAGAGUUUAAAAGAGCAGUUAACUUAGUAAUAAAAAAUGUUUCUUUUGAUAAAAAUAGUACUGUUCAGGUAUUUGAAGCAACAAUAAGGAUAUUAGGAUCUUUACUAUCAGCUCAUAUGAUAGCAACAAAUGAAAUAAAGCUAUUUGAUAAUUUGAAAAUAGAAAAUUACGACAACGAAUUGUUAAGUAUGGCUCAUGAUUUAGCUACUAGAUUAUUACCAGCCUUUGAAAAGUCACCUACAGGCAUUCCUUACCCAAGAGUCAAUCUACAAUUUGGAGUUCCGGAAGAUUCCGUUAAUACCACUUGUACUGCUGGGGCAGGGACACUCUUAUUAGAAUUUGGAGCUUUAAGUAGACUACUAAAAGAUCCUGUUUAUGAGAGCGUUGCAAGACGAUCAAUUGAGAGAUUAUGGACACUGAGGUCAAAUGUUACUGGUUUAUUUGGUAGUAUAAUAAAUAUGCAAACGGGGGAAUGGGAAGAAUCAAUGAGUGGGUUGGGAGCUGGGAUAGACUCUUUUUACGAAUACUUACUGAAAAGCUAUAUAUUAUUUGGCAACGAGAAUGACUUGAAAAAGUUUAAGGAAUCAUAUGAAACUAUAAGGUUCUAUUUACGAAAAGGCAGGCCAACAUGCAAUAGCGGGUGGGGUCAUCCGCCACUUUACGUUAAUGUUAAUAUGAAAAGUGGAAAAUUAUUGAACAAUUGGAUAGACUCUUUACAAGCAUCCUGGCCAGCAGUUCAAGUGAUAUUUGGAGAUGUUGAUGAAGCAAUAUGCACCCACGCCUAUUUCUAUGCAAUUUGGAGAAAGUACGGUGUACUACCAGAGCGUUUUAAUUGGCAUUUAUCUGCUCCAGACGUUUAUUUUUAUCCACUUAGACCCGAAUUCGCUGAAAGUACAUACUUACUCUAUCAGGCUACAAAAAAUCCAUUCUAUCUUCAUGUUGGUAAAGAUAUUAUAGAAAGCUUAGAGACUCAUACUAAAGUAAAAUGUGGCUUUGCAACGGUUCACAACGUUGGUGACAAAACGCUGGAAGAUCGAAUGGAAAGUUUUUUUGUAUCAGAGACUUCUAAAUACCUAUACUUGCUAUUUGACGAGUCCAAUCCAGUAAAUAUCCGACCCACCGAUUAUUUAUUUACUACGGAAGGACACAUCUUUCCAAUGUCAAACGAACUCAGAAAGAAAGCUCCUUUCGUUGAAGAAAAACAGACGAAAUCUAGUAAGAAGUCUACUGAAAAAUCUCUAGUAAAAGAAAUUAAGAAAGACGAAGACGAGAAUACAACCACUAAAACAAAGGACAAAGAUUGGAAAGGCAAUUUAAAAGCUUGCAAAGAAAUCGAUAAUAAAAAUCGUUUGAUAGCUUUUUCACCUCUUCCAAAAUUUGAAAAUUCAAGUGUUUACUGUAAUCGACCAGAAGUGAGUGAAAGAAAAUUUUCACUUCCCAUCUAUGAGCGUUACUUACAACAGAUAGACGCUAUUGUAGGAGUUGAACCUGUUCUGUGA